This is a messenger RNA of Trametes versicolor FP-101664 SS1, 2324 nucleotides long. Its product is annotated as splicing factor CC1-like protein. Gene Ontology annotation, molecular function: RNA binding. The transcript is spliced from 13 exons. NCBI's taxonomy places the organism in Eukaryota, Fungi, Basidiomycota, Agaricomycetes, Polyporales, Polyporaceae. Gene Ontology annotation, biological process: mRNA processing. The coding region runs from base 830 to 1864 and encodes 344 amino acids. Gene Ontology annotation, cellular component: nucleus. The record is from RefSeq and is a predicted model, not a curated record.
CCGCUGUCGCAGCACAUAACUUCGUUGCCUAAGCUCUUUCUUCUCGUGCACAAUCGCAAUGUCUUCUCCGAACGGAAAGGUCGAGAAAAUGGAAGUUGAUAGGGAAAAGUCGCCUGACAGACGUUCGAAAUCGUCCCGUGGCCAAUCAACCGAGACGCAUCGCACGAAGCGGUCUCAUCGCUCACGCUCUCGGGAGCGCGAGAGGGAAAGAGAAAGGGAGCGGCGCCAUAGGGAGCGCGACGACGUGCCUGACGAAAAGCGUAGGAGCAGUCGCGACAGAAGAGACAGGUCCCGCGAACGGUCCCACAGACCGAGGGAUGAUCGUGACAGGGAACGAGACCGGCGAAGGGAACGCGAAGGCGACAGUCGGCGCACCGGAAGAGACAGGGCGGAGAGUCGCCAUAGCCAUCGCGACCGCGAGCGGGACAGGGAGCGCGACCGUGACGACAGGGACUACCGCGACCGGCGAAGGAAGCGUGGAGACGAAGUAGAUGACCCCCGGGAGACCGACGACCGAGUCAAGAGAAAGCGGUCUAACGAAGGUGCCGAAGAGUCCUCUCUUCCUGCCCCACCAGCCUCUGCCGGCCUCCCUGCACCCCCGCCGCCUCUAGCUGAUAGCCCACGUCGCCACAGAACUCGUUCUCGUGAGCCCGACCGUCGAUACGGCGAUCGGCCGCCGAGGCGUUCGCGCGACCCUCGCGAUGAUAUCGACCAACCUCCCCGCCCACGUCGGGACCGGGAGCGCAGUCGUCCGUUGACGCCACCCCCACCUCCUGCGCCUCUGAAAAAACGCCCCUCACCUUCAUACGAACUUCCUCAAGAUGAUCCUAUGAACGACGAACCCAGUCCAGACGACUCGGAAGCUCGGUCUGUCUUUGUUUCCCAACUCGCGGCACGACUCACGGCUCGUGACCUGGGCUACUUCUUCGAGGACAAACUCGGCGAGGGCUCCGUAAUGGACUCGCGCAUUGUCACCGACAGGAUCUCCAGACGCUCUAAGGGUAUCGGCUAUGUCGAGUUCCGUACUGUUGAACUUGUUGACAGGGCCAUCGGACUCAGCGGCACCGUGGUGAUGGGUCUUCCCAUUCAAAUACAACACACAGAGGCGGAGAGAAACAGGCUCCACCCUGGAGACGGGAACCUGAAUUUGCCCCCUGGCGUGAGCGCCCCUCACGGCGGAAUGCAGCUCUAUGUUGGGUCACUGCACUUCAAUCUUACGGAAUCAGACAUCAAGCAGGUCUUUGAGCCCUUCGGGGAGCUCGAGUUCGUUGAUCUCCAUCGGGACCCCAUGACUGGACGUAGCAAGGGCUACGCGUUUGUCCAGUACAAGCGCGCGGAAGACGCUAAGAUGGCUCUUGAACAAAUGGAGGGCUUCGAGUUAGCGGGACGGACCCUUCGGGUCAACACAGUUCAUGAGAAGGGUUCCACUCGUUAUACUCAACAGGACACUCUUGAUGAAGCGGGCGGCGGUAACCUGAAUGCGGCUUCACGUCAAGCGCUGAUGCAGAAACUUGCCAGGACUGAUUCCGCUCCUGUGAAGCUUGAGCCAGUUGCGCGGCCUCACAUCCCUCAGACUAUGCAGUCGCGAUCCGUGCUCCUCAAGAAUAUGUUCAACCCCGAAGAGGAAACCGAAAGAGACUGGGAUAAGGACCUUGCUGAUGAUGUUAAGAGUGAAUGUGCCACUAAGUAUGGUCCGGUGCAGGCGAUCAAGGUCGAGAAGGAAACUCAGGGCGAGAUCUACGUCCUCUUCGAAACCGUGGACGCUGCCGGUCAAGCCAUCGAAGGCUUGAACGGUCGCUGGUUCGGCGGACGACAGAUCUCUGCUGCGUUCAUCUCGGACGCGAUCAUGCAGGCGCAUCGGUAAACGCCACGAGGUUGCCUCCGAGCUGACCUCGGUCCCUCCAGGCAAAAGACGUUGUAUUUUCUAUUGUCGACAUUUCUUGCGGUGCUGGUUCUCAAAGCUACGUUAUGCUACGCAGAUUCGAAUAUGGUCUUCCCCAGGUCGUCGCGUACCAACAGUAUAGGCAGGUUUAUUGCUGACGUUUCGAGCGUCGUAUCUUUUUCGUCUCUCAAUAUGUUCUUCUGCAAUAGAUAUGCCCUUCCCAUCUUCCGGGCCGUCAAAGGCCCUAGUGAGUACGACGAUGCGCCGUUCUGACAUUCAUUUGACAUGCGCAGAUUGCGACUAGUCUUUUCGACGUUGGCAUGCUAUCGCCAUUCCCAUGCUGCUUUGCCAGCAACUCAAACACGGGGAACAGGAAUAUGAUGCCUGCCACUACGCCUGCUACGGAUCAUCUCCGCCGCAGGCCUAUGCAUUUUGACAGUGG